AUGGCGCCGCUUGGAACAUCAACUAUCGCUUGGCUCCGUGAGCGACGCCCCUUCAAGUCGCCGCCCCCGCCCAUGCCUUGUCUGCCAGCUGAACGCCCUCGUCCUCUUGCCCCAUCGUCACAAUCCCGGACGGGAGCUAAUAAGAGCCCCCUGUUCAGCCGGCUGCCUUACGAUGUCCUCCAGGCCAUACUCCGCUCAGCAUUUGCGGACUAUGUGCUGCAUAUUGAGCUCGAUUACGACCAUCCCAUGAUGCCGUUGAAGAAUCCGGCCAACAGGCAUGGAGCUCGCAACGGCGGCCGGUACUGGCAGCAGUCAGAAAAACCUCCACAUACACAAUCGGAUCAUUAUGUUCGUGUGGAAAAGUGGAGGUCCAAGAGGUGGCAGUGGUGGAGUUGCGUCUGUCACCGAAGCCACACCCCAUUUGCUUCCAUCAGAGGCACUCACUGGGCAGGAUGGAUGUCAGGGGAUGAUGCUUGGUAUGAUGCGUGCAAGUUUGGUGUCUGUGAUUAUUGCGAAAUUAUCCCUGGUGUCUGCCCGCAGAAAUGUCACAUUGGGAUUAUGGGUUGGCUACUAUCUUGCCAUCAGGCUUACUGUUUGGGCAUCAAAGUAUUGUACUCCAUGAAUACUUUCCAUUUGUCCAACCCAGAGCUUAUUCUCAACCUAUCUAAACUGCUGCUGCCAUCACGACUCGCUGCAAUUACCAGCUUGGAAAUGUUGUGGAAAAUCCACCCCUUUAGGGAGGAGAAUGACCACGACCCGCCUUACUCGGACUAUGAGACGUUUCUAACUUUGGCUCAGAAAAUCCCCAUCAUUUUUAAAGGUCUCCGAAAUCUGUAUCUCUCACUUCAGGGAGACCUCUACAUGGGUAAUACUAUUGACUACGAAGGAGAUUCCAAACAAAAAUUUGAUCUUGUCGAAGAUCGCUUGAUGAGACCUUUGGAGGCCAUGAUACGGAAGCUGAGUUGUAUUGAGAUCUGUGUCAUCGCGCUGCCUUCUUCAUGCUACGGGCCUGAGAAGUGUUUUGCCAUGGAGAGCGGCUCCCUCAUUUUUGAAAGGAGGUCUAUCGACGGGCAGCAAGAAAGGAGAAGAGAAGAACUUUGGAGGGAACUAGGCGAAUGCUCGUCUUCUGGAUUCCACGGCUAUUGGAUUCAGCUAGGCCACCGUGACCUUCGCAUCCCGGAAAUGGGAUGUGGGAUUGGCAGCGCACCUGUGCCCAAGGAUCACCCGCUCAACGUCCUCUAUGAACUUCAUCGCUCACCUUGGUAG
Molecule: messenger RNA, 1266 nt
Organism: Clonostachys rhizophaga
Lineage: Eukaryota; Fungi; Ascomycota; Sordariomycetes; Hypocreales; Bionectriaceae
Source: the annotation of a GenBank genome assembly